UUAUCCAUGGAGACCGCCGUCUGCCAACAUGGACUCCAAUGUGGUGAAGUGGCUCUUCCUCCCUGAUCACCUGACACCACCAAACCCGCUCUUCCUCCUCUAUGACUUCAUGCUCCUCCUCGGGGCCUCGCUGCAGCUGCAGGUCUUUGAGGACGAGCUCCAGCCCUCCGUCCAGAUCCUCGCAGGAGACAACCAUGAGCUGGAUGAGGACGAUGGACAGGUCUCCGACCCAGUCAGACAACUCCGUCUCAACACAGGCCCUGACUUCAUGUUGUGCAGGUCCUACCUGGACAUGAUGAAAGUGAUGGUCUUCAGCUACAUGUUCUGGUUCGUCCUCACCGUCAUCUUCAUCACCGGGACGACCAGGAUCAGUAUCUUCUGUAUGGGCUACCUAGUAGCGUGUUUCUACUUCCUGUUGGUGGGCGGAGACCUGCUGCUGAAACCAGUCCGAUCCAUCCUGCUUUACUGGGACUGUCUGAUUGGAUACAACAUUUUCGUCAUCACCAUGAAGAACAUCCUGUCGGUCCUGGCCUGCGGCUUCAUUAAGUCUCUGGUGUUGAAUCACUGUUGGCUGAUUCAGCUCUUCAGUCUGGCCUGCACCAUCAAAGGAUACACCAAACCGGAGCAGCAGAGCAGUAAACAAUGCGAGUUGCCGAGCGACGAGGCGGGAAUCAUCUGGGAUGGCGUGUGUUUCUGUUUCCUGUUGCUGCAGCGGCGAGUCUUCAGGAGUCACUACUUCCUGUAUGUGGUCCUGGACCUCCAAAACACACAACUACUGGCCUCAAGGGGGGCAGAGCUCUUUGAGGCGUCCACAGUGAAGGCUGUCCGAGCGAGACUGGAAGUGGAGAAGACGUCCAUGAACCUGCUGAAAAGACAGAUGGAGAGGAUCAAAUCCCGACAGCAGAAGUUCCGCCGAGGAAAAGAGAAGAUGUUGAGUUUGACCCAAGACAACUUCCAUACUGACGGCCAGGACAACAGAAAGCAGCCGCAGAAGAAGUGGUGGCAGCCCUGGGUAAACCACUCCUCCAUGGUGAGGAGUGGAGACUACUACCUGUUUGAGACGGACAGCGAGGAGGAGGACGAGACGAAGGAGGAUGAGGAGACGAAAGAGGAACAGCUACCUGAGAAAUCAGCCUUCCAGUUUGUGUAUCACGCCUGGAUCACAGACUCCAGAACAGCGAUGAGAGCUCGAAGCAACCAGAAGAAACUGUGGAAGAAGAACUCAUCUGAGCGAAGGAGCAGGAAGGAAGAGAAGAGAGGAGGAGUCAUGGAGGUGACAGAGGAGACGGAGGACGAUAGAGAAGACGAGGACAGAGAGGAGGGACCAGAGACGGUUCUGCAUCGGUUCUCCAACACAUUGCGGUUCUGCUGGGUUCUUCUGUCGGCACUGUUGGAUUCUCUGACCACCUGGCUCGGUGGUCUGUGUCAGGAACACAUCGACAUCUCCACCGUCCUCCGCAUUGAGCGCUGCAUGCUAACACAGCAGGCCAAGCAGGGUAACGUUCCCACCAGGGAGGCAAUCCAUGUUUACUACCAAGAACAGAUGUUGAAAACCUCCAGAGAGUCCGGCCUGAACUACAGUACCCACAAGGCUGAGGGGCAGACCUCAGCAGAGAUUGGGAGGGAAGAAGAAGAGGCAGCAAGUCCAGACAUUGAAGAAAAUGAAACAGGAGGUCAGAGACCAGACAGGAAACCAGAGCCUGAACCAGGAGGAGAUUAUCCAGGUAAAAUACGACCAGUUCCAGGAGAUCCUCCAAACACAGAAGCAGAACCAGAACCAGGUGGACAAAGCUCUGAUGAAAUAGAACCAGAGCCAGGACCAGAAUCAGAAGAAGAUUAUCCUCAUAUACCAGGACAAGGACCUGUUUCAGAAGGAGAUCCACAGCACAGAGGACCAGAACCAGGAGGAGACCAUCUGGUUGAACCAGCUGAGUCUUCAGGAGUGAAACCAGUGACGGGGACAGCAGACGGUGACCCAGAAUGCCUGGUGACUAAAACCAGCCAAAGACAGAGACCCAAACUGUCCAGGAUGGAGAGAGUCCAGACAUCAUCAUCCUCAGAGGAGGACAGCAGGAGCAGGAGGAGCAGUGCCGAGGAAACAAACCAGCAGCUUCCUGCUGACACUCAGCCAACUCACACCAGCACCUCCUUCCCCACCUCCCCCUGCUCCCUGCUCCUCCCCCCCUCCUACAGCCUGGCUCUGGGCCUGGACCUGCAGCAGGAGGAAGAGGGAUUCAGGAGGCAGCAGCUGGCCCAGACUCUGGGGGAGACGAGUGACUUCCUGUGCGACUCCGCCUCCAAUUCCUGUCCACCGGUGUCCUGCACUCAGGAGCUGACAGCCAGUGAGCUGCUGAGGAACAGAACUUUCUACGACGAGGAGCUGGAGGCAUCAGACCGGUUCUUCAGCGAGCAGCACCAGCUGCUCCAGCUGUGCUACGCCAUCUACAACAUCCUUGCAGCCAGGUCGGAGACGGUGUGUUACCUCGUCAUCGUGUUGAACCACAUGGUGUCUGCCAGCUGUCUGACAUUGGUCCUUCCUGUUCUGGUGUUUUUGUGGGCGACGCUCUCCGUUCCUCGACCCAGCAAGACCUUCUGGAUGACAGCCAUCAUCUAUACAGAGGUCACCAUCGUCAUCAAGUAUUUCUUCCAGUUUGGUUUCUUUCCUUUCAACCAGAAACUGGAGGUGGACCGCUCCAAACCCUUUCACCCCCCCAACAUCCUGGGGGUGGAGAAGAAGGAAGGCUACGUACUGUAUGACCUGCUGCAGCUACUCGCUUUGUUCUACCACCGAGCCAUACUCAAGUGCCAUGGACUGUGGGACCAGAACGUUGCCUUGGAGACUGACACUCUCCAUCACCAAGACAACCAGGGUGACCAUAGUCGCACUGCGACCUCCGUUGAUCCAAGCGACCCCAGCAGCACGCUGCGGCGGCGAGGCAGGAGACAUACGCGGUCCAGCUCCACCCAGCACUGCUCUCCUGCAGGCAGUGUGAGCUCCGGAGCUCAGCCACUCGGCAGGUUCGACCUGCUGCUGGAGAAACUCCGAGAACUCUUCAUCAGAGCCAAGAAGUACUUGGUCAGCAGGUGUCUGUCUCUCUACCAUCCCGUCCAUCACUUCUUCAGAGCUCUUGUCCAACCAGAGUACAGUGCCGUCACUGACGUUUAUGUCCUCAUGUUCCUCGCUGACACUGUCGACUUCAUUAUUAUCGUCUUCGGCUUCUGGGCCUUCGGAAAACACUCUGCAGCUGCUGACAUCACUUCCUCCCUCUCAGAGGACCAAGUUCCUGAAGCUUUCCUGGUGAUGGUUCUGAUCCAGUUUGGAACCAUGGUGAUAGACAGGGCUCUGUAUCUGAGGAAGACAGUUUUGGGGAAGUUGGUCUUCCAGGUGAUUUUGGUGUUUGGGAUUCACUUCUGGAUGUUCUUCAUCUUGCCGACAGUGACGGAGAGGCGUUUCAAUCAGAACCUGGUGGCUCAGCUCUGGUACUUUGUGAAGUGCAUGUACUUCAGUCUGUCAGCCUAUCAGAUUCGAUCUGGUUACCCAACUCGAGUUCUGGGAAACUUCCUGACCAAGAGCUACAACUACCUCAACCUCUUCCUGUUCCAGGGUUUUCGUCUGGUCCCCUUCCUGACAGAGCUGAGAGCGGUGAUGGACUGGGUGUGGACAGACACCACUCUGUCUCUGUCCUCCUGGAUCUGUGUGGAGGAUGUCUACGCCCACUGCUUUGUCUUAAAGUGCUGGAGAGAGUCAGAAAAGAGGUACCCACAGCCUCGCGGUCAGAAGAAGAAGCGUGUGGUGAAGUAUGGGAUGGGUGGUCUGAUCGUGCUGCUGCUGAUCUGUAUCGUCUGGUUUCCACUGCUCUUCAUGUCGCUUAUUAAGUCCGUCGCCGGAGUCGUCAACCGGCCGCUUGACGUCUCUCUGACCAUCACGCUGGGUGGCUUCCAGCCGAUCUUCACGAUGAGCGCACAGCAGAAUCAGCUGAGAGAUCUGACGGAGGACGACUUCAGCUUCCUGACCAGCAGCUACAGCUACACACCGAGUGCCUUGCAGUUUCUCGAGGCGUAUGGUCAUGAGGACGUGACAGUGGCAGAGCUGCAGGGCAGCAGUAAUUCCCUGUGGACCAUUAGUCCUCCCAGCAGGCAGUACCUGAGCCAGGUGCUCAGCCUGGACCACUUCCCCCUGACUGUGUCUUGGACCAUUCAGAGAAACUUGAGUCUGGGGGCGAAGGCGGAGCUUGCCUCAGGUAAACAUGUGACCUACCUGGACGAUCAGACUCGCCUGGAGCUGAUCCAGCUGCUGAACGGGACCAGGACAAUUCCCGUGGUGAUACAGGAGGUGUUUCCAUGUUUUAUUCGAGCGCCCAGCGACUCCAAUGCCAAACCCAUCGAGCAGCUUUACACAGAUAACCGCUACAAGGACAUCCUGCUGGCCCUGGAGCGGUUGACCAAUCAGAGCCGAGAUAUCCAGGACUGGUGGAUUGUUGACCAACCAACUGCCAGCCUGGUGCCAAUUGUUGGCGGGGCUUCACUGAGUGACAGGAGGGAGGCGGGGCUUCAGCUGUUUGUGUUCAGUGAUAAAGUCAGUCCUCCAAGUCUGGGCUUCCUGGCUGGAUAUGGCAUCAUGGGCCUGUACGCGUCUGUGGUUCUGGUGAUCGGGAAGUUUGUCCGUGAGUUCUUCAGUGGGAUUAGUCACUCCAUCAUGUUCGAGGAGCUGCCGAGUGUCGACCGCAUCCUUAAACUCUGCACAGACAUCUUCCUGGUGAGAGAGACAGGUGAGCUGGAGUUGGAGGAGGAGCUUUAUGCCAAACUCAUCUUCCUGUAUCGAUCACCGGAGACUCUGAUCAAGUGGACACGACGUUGACCUCAUCGAUCAAUACACUUUUGAUCAUGGACAUUCGUUAUUGUGAUCAUCAUCACUGACAGAGCAUGUGGUUCCUCAAACGUUCUCCAGAUGUUAUACAGAAAACCUCCGGAGAAUGUUCUCCAAAUGUUGCAUUCGAGAACGAAGGAACCUUCAGUGAAACGGGAACAUUUACUGACUCUGAUUUUGAAGGCUCUGAGAAACAGGAAAUGAUGCAUGGUGCCGCAGGAGGUGGAGCUAACCUGGUGUUGAAAUGUGUGUAAUUAUGAAGUAUAGAUCAGUAUUGAUCACUGAUGACUGCAGGGAAAUGUCACAUCGUGGAGAACCUGGAAUUCUUUACUGCACCUUUUAUGCAAAGGUCCUGGAUAACAAGGGGUCAGGCAGCCAUGAUGAUUGGUGGUAAAGUAACAUGAAGCCCUGCCCACUCGAGAGUGACUGGAUGCUGUUGAUGACAUGUCGACUGACAGGCGUUUGAAUAUAGGGAGUUUUGAUUUUAUUUCCUUAUUUUUAUUUAUUUUUCUAUGAUGUUUAAAGGACGAGCUGCAGUAUUUCUUUUUACACAUUAGCUUUGCAUUAACUAAACAGAAUACGGUCUUGAUAUCGGCGGCAGUGAGAGUGCAAAGCAUUGUGAGACUUUGUGGCGACUGGCAGGUGGCAGUAAUGCACCAAAACAGUGGUAGCCAACUGCCAAUUAGCCUCAAAGGAGACAGAGAUGACGCGGCUGAGUUUGAAAAGCACCGCCAAAACGUUCUCAGAAAUGUGACGCUGACGGAGUUCAAUCUUUUUAUUUUAGUUUUCCAGCACAAACAACUGAUCUCAAGUCGUCGACUUGCCAAAAAGGAGUCACAUGGCAUCAUGAGAAUCUGCAGUAAGACAAACAUUCAACAACAUUUUCAGGCGCAUGUUUGUGUGUUCACUUUCACAAAGGUGAGUUCAGUCAACACAAGCUUCACUGUGACGCAGUCACUCCACUGCAGCUCUGCCGGCGUUUACUGUGUUUGUUACUCGUUUCAAACAAAUGAUUAAAAAAACAACCAAUAACAACGGACUGAAACCCCAUCUGGUGACGAGAUGAGAUCUUGUCAUGAUGAGAAAAUAUGUCAAUAUUAUGAGAUCCUAAUCAGGUCAUUACAGAAUCUUGUGACUUUGGGCAGACCAAUAAAUAACUGUUUACUCGAUGCAACAAUGUUAGCUUUUUUUCCACUGAACAAAUUAAACACACCUCGUUUUGAUUGUUUUUUGUGCUUCUUAUAUUUUAUAUUGAUAUAGUUAAUAUAAUUUAAGUUUUUUUUAAAAGAUGAUAAACAAGAGGCUGCAGGGUCUAGAGUGAACACCUGUCAAUUUUCCAACUUGAAACUAAAUUCACUGCAGUAUCAUAACAAGCUCUCAAAAUUAGAUCUUUUCUUGUUAUUAUAAUUUUUCAUGAAAUGAGAUGCAUUUCCGUCCCCUCCGUGUUUACAGCUAACGUUAAUUACUGCAACAGGAACUGCUGAAUGAUUUUUUUUCUAAGGUGACUUAACUUUGUGUGAAUGACGAUGUUGUGGUCAUUUCCUCUGAAAAUCUGCAGGUCCUGCAGCCGUCUAUUUGUGAACUGAAGAUGUACCUCAAAAGGUUUAUAAUUUCUGGACUGCUGAAACGUGUCGGUGCUCCGCUCGUAAGUUGGCCUGACUGCUCUAAGUCGUAUUACGUUGCUUUCUCCUCAGCAUCUCUGAGUAUGUUGCUCUUGCUCUUUGAUUGGUCCAUUGUUGUUUUCCAUCUCCCUUGGAGGGCGUAUCCUAAAGUAUGACCAGAAUGCAUUGCACCACAACGGAGUUGCCUGUUCUCUAUACAUUAGCUUUAUGUUAGCUUGAAUUAGCUCAGUGUUGGCUUUAGUCUAGGUUUUUGUUGUAUUUUUUUUUAACCAUUUUUUAAUCAAACAAUAGUUUAGACUUUUCCCAAACAGCUUUUUCUGUUAAAGUUUAAAUUCUCAAAAUAAAGACUUCACUGUUGUCAAAAGUGGUUAACCCUUUGAAACCUGCACGAUUUGGCUUGAUUUAAAAACAAACAAACAAACAAACAAACAAACAAACAAAAAAAAUCCACGGUAAGAAGGUAAUGACCAUCUGAAAAAGAAAGGCAAGAAACCAGUAAAAAGUACAAGAAAAUUACCUGAUUCUGCAGCAUUAUUUUUUAAAGAGUUUAACAGCUUCACUUUUUCUCUAAAUGUAACCUUCGUGUGUUGAUUUUGUGUCGGCUAAAAUCAGCACUUAAUUAGCUCCAUGGUACAUUAGCUCAAUGUUAGCGCUUCGUUAGCAUGAAGUAAAGUGUACUUUGCUCUAUAUUAGCUUCAUGUCGGUUGUAUUUUAGCUCUACUUCAUCUUUAAAUUAGCACUAUGUGAACUCUAUAUUGGUGCUGCAUCAGCUUUCAUUAGCUAAAUUAGCUCCACGCCAGCUCUUAGCUUAGCUUAGCAUAAUAUUAGCUAUGGGUAAGUUCUGUGUGAGCUGUAUUUUUGCGCUGUGUGUGCUUCAUGUCAGAUCCACGUUAGCGCUGGUUUUCGACUCACUCAGCCUGUGGUCAUUGUUAUCAGAGCUAAGGUACCUCUGUGAAACAGCUGACAGCAGAGUGAUGGAGGUGUCCAUCAGUGCUGGUUCAGCAAACCAGUUGGCAAAAUAACGGAAAUCAUUAAGUGUUAAAGUGACAACAUGACACUGGAAUUAUGUAAUCCAUGUCGCCCCCUAUUGACAGAAAACUGUAACUAAAUGCAAAUAUUUCAAACAAAUAUAAGAAUACUGGUGAGAUUGUGUUGUGAUGAAUCUUUAUUGUCUGACUGAUAGUAUCUGUUAACUGUCUUGUGAAUAUUGGAACCAAAACAU
Molecule: messenger RNA, 7711 nt
Organism: Plectropomus leopardus (leopard coralgrouper)
Lineage: Eukaryota; Metazoa; Chordata; Actinopteri; Perciformes; Serranidae
Source: RefSeq, a predicted model, not a curated record